AGCAUUGUCUGCACGCACGCACACAGCAGGGCGAGACUCGCCAGCACAAUUGUGUGUCAUUGGUUGAAUUGCAGGAAAAAGGACAAUUACAUGCAGCCACUUUACCCCCUACCAAGGACCCUCUUCCUCUCCUCCCUUCCUCCCUCUCCCUGUCAGUCAAUGCCCAGCGACACAAACAGGCCAGUCUGCCUGUCGAUGUGCCCCAGCUGUUGCCAUGCGAAUUGGCAGUCCUGGUCGCCCAGAUGCUCGUUGAAGCCCUUGACCACACCCACCACACCAUGGCUGGCCGCCUCGUCCAGCCGCGCCUUGUGCACCACCUCACGCAGCCCCAGACGGCCGGCCGUGUGCACCACAUGAGGCGGACGGCUGUCGGCCCCAUCAGAGACGGCGAAGCACUGCAGCGGCACGCGCACCAUCACGCCGCCCAGACUGCCCGUCACGCCCACCACCUCCCUGUUGCUGCUCGCAUGCAGCGCCGACUUGACGAAGUGGGUGACAGCCGCACGCACACGCCGAAAGAGGCGGCUGUUGCGUAGGGGGAUGCUCUCGUCGAUGGCCGCCAUGGCCGCGUCGAUGUCGAAGAGGUAUGAUGCGAUGCGCCAGGCGAAGACUGGCGCCUCCUGCGGGCCGACGGCCAGCCGGGGGGUCAGCAGGGCCGCGAGUGAGCGCUGGGGGGCGAGGGCGGUGUUGAUGGCCGACAUGACGGCCUCGGACAGCUCAUUCAGCACUGUCGCAUACUCGGCCAGCACCCUCCGUUGACAACGACGGUGCUGCACCUCGGUUGCGGUGGGCAUGCGGGCGAUGGAUGGGACCGCCCCGCCCCGCAGCAGCACACGGAUGACGGUCCUCUGCUCGUCGAUCCGGUCUGCCUCCCGUCGCUGGACGACCUCGUCGAGCGUCCUGGCAGCCUCUGCUAGGGGUGUCAGGUUGGCCCGGUUCGGCCUCCCUCUGUUGACGUCGUCGGCUGUCAGCUGGCGGCACAGCCAAUGAGCCACACAGGGAGAGCCGUAUCCGGCCGCCUCGUGCAGUGGCGUGCGGCCGAAGUUAUCUGUUGCCGUCAUGUUGACCCUGCGGCUGGUGAUGAGGGUGAGGUACUCGUCCAUGAAGAGCUGGGAGAAGGCAGUGUGUGUGGCAAAGUGCCUGGAUGCCUCAUGCACCAGAUUCUCUCCGCCAACGGACCGCUCGGCUGCGAGGGUGCUGUCGUGUUGGAUGAGGCGACGGAAGACCGACAUGAGGGCCGCCUCGUACUGGCAACUGACGGGGCGGGCAGCGUAAGGGAUGUAGGGAGGCCUCAUUACCCUGACUCCUCGCACGUUGGCCUGGCGCGACAGGAGGGCCUCCACAGCCGUCAGAUUGCCCGCACGAAUCGCCAUCUUGAUGGGCCUAUCCGUCGACCCCUCCGUCAGAUUGGGGUCCGCAUUGACGUCCGCCCCUCCGUCGACGAGUGCAUUGAUGAUGUCACGCUGUAGCUGACGGGAGGACCACUGCGGCAGGACGACGGGCACCUCCUUUGGGUAAUCAUCGCCGCGCGCAUAGAGGGAUGGGAUGUUUGUUGGGCUGUCGAUGGCGAAAGACAGGCAGCUGUAUCGACGGCCAGCGGUGCCUGCGGUGCCACGGACGCGCAGGCCGCCGGUGGCUCUCGGGUCGGCUCCUUGCUGGAUCAGCGACGUGACAUAGGAGGCCUCAGUGAAGCUGCGCCGAAUGCAGCCCUCCAACAGCUGCCCACUGACAGUCGUGACUCCCUCAUCGGGCAGGAAAUCGACGUCGUCCAGCCCCUUGCAGCCGGGCGACGGGGCGGCAGCAUGAGGUGCUUGCGACGAGGCAGACGACGGCUGGGCCAUCACGCAGAGUCACACACACCUGCAUACACAGACACAGACACACACAGUCUCUUAUUCAUCAUUCCCUCCCUCUUAAGGUGCUGACGCACCUCUCUCCUGGUCGGUCAGUCGACGGCCGCCGAUCACUCAGACAGACAGCAAUGCCAUCAGUCGGCCCUGCAUGCGUCACAGAAAGCAGAGUCACCCACGUGCUUGUCCAUCGUCGGAAUCUGCCCGCGUGUGCCUCGCCUCAGCCUGCGGUAUGUGCAAGUGAUCGCAUUCAACAAAACAGGCCCGGCCGAUGCCCUCGUGGUAACGCAUUUGCGUGCUGUAGCG
Messenger RNA from Vitrella brassicaformis, 2156 nucleotides. NCBI's taxonomy places the organism in Eukaryota, Vitrellaceae. The record is from the annotation of a GenBank genome assembly.